AUGAAUCCGAGCUUUCGAGUUGAAGGUGUGAAGAAUACCGGUAAUCUCAACGACAUCGAAACCACCGACAACGACGUGAGAGGCGUGGCUUCAAUCUCGAACCUCCAGAACGACAACGACGUGAGAGGCGUGGCUUCAAUCUCGAACCUCCAGAACGACAACGACAGUUCCUACCGAAGCUCUCGAUUCGCAGCUGGCCAAGUAACUAUCUCGCCUACGGUAAAACAGUUGUGUCUCACAAUUGCCAUGUCUCGCCCGCCCGGCGCCGAGUCCCAAACCGGCGCUGGGGUUGCCUUCUCGGGCAGUCGCGUAUACCCCACCCCGCUCGGAGAGGUGCGAAACUAUCUCCCGAUACGCAUCCCACCGACGCAUCCCACCGACGCAUCCCUCCGACGAAUCCCUCCGACGAAUCCCUCCGACGAAUCCCUCCGACGCAUCCCUCCGACGAGAACGGCGAGCAUGGUGAUGGACACAACUCAUCGCAGCGUGAUCUACCACAGCCUGCUUCUGCUUCUGGCCGAUGUGGCGCUGGCCCAGGGCGGCGACAGUGCGAUUACGCGCCGAGCCGCCACCACCCCUUUGCCGGCCGGCGAAAUCGCGGGUAUCGCGGUGACCGCCGUGGUCGCGUACGCGCUGUAUGGCUACCUGAUCUUCCACUGCCGGCAGAAGCGGAAGCGGAUGCGUUUGCGCGCGCAGGAGGCAGGGGGGCACGAGGUCGAGAUGGGACGGCUCGUGCUCGUGCCGGAGCUGGGUGGUCCUCCUGUGGUUGGUCGGGGUCGGGGCGGGGUUGGUGGGGUGGGAGUGCCGGCGGGGAAGAGGGUGGAGCAUGGGGAUGGUGAGAGGAUUAGGGAUGUGUCUGGUGGGCCGUAUGCGCAGAUGGUGGGACAGGAUAUAGGAUGGCUGGCGGAGGAGGAGAGGAGGGUUGCCGAGGAGCAGAGGAACGUCCAGGAGAGGGUUCGGGCGCUGCAGGAGUUGAGGAGGUUGCAGGGGGAGCAGGCGAGGGCGAAGGAUGAUGACUUGAGGAUAAGGGAGCAGCAGAGGGAGAUUGGUAGAGGGAGGUUGGGGUGACGGAGGGAUGAAUGGGUGGAGGGAGGUACAAGUCUUCGAUCACGUUUAAUGUUUAAUACGUCUUGUAAUAACUAGAGUAAAUUGACUCUACGAGCUACG
Messenger RNA from Tricharina praecox, 1167 nucleotides. RefSeq lists its product as uncharacterized. NCBI's taxonomy places the organism in Eukaryota, Fungi, Ascomycota, Pezizomycetes, Pezizales, Pyronemataceae. The transcript has 5 exons. Bases 1 to 1068 code for a protein of 355 amino acids. The record is from RefSeq and is a predicted model, not a curated record.